Molecule: messenger RNA, 1890 nt
Organism: Synchytrium microbalum
Lineage: Eukaryota; Fungi; Chytridiomycota; Chytridiomycetes; Synchytriales; Synchytriaceae
Exons: 1
Coding region: 1-1890 (629 amino acids)
Biological process (GO): DNA replication
Cellular component (GO): nucleus; nuclear origin of replication recognition complex
Molecular function (GO): DNA replication origin binding
Source: RefSeq, a predicted model, not a curated record
AUGUCAGGCCUGGCACUUAAAGAUUCUCGCCCCAAAACAAACAAGCAACAAAGAAGCGUCCCAUCCAAGUUUACAACUCGAGUAGAUCUUUUGCAGGUUGAUGAAGCAGAAGACGAGAUAGAUAGAUCCGAUAAAGAAAUACAACGUCAGAGACUGAUUGGUGGUCUCAAUCUACCUGAUGCAACCGAAUUAGGCAAGGAAAACAAUGGCAUCACGUAUUCAUUCCAACGACCGAGUUAUGGCAAAAUGGGAUUGAAAAUGUAUGCUACAGAGGCUGCUAGAUUACAUCAGGAUACUAGUAAUAAUAAUAGCAAUAAUAGUGGUGAUGGUACUCAACCUGGUGGUAGUGCUGCUGGUAGUCGAGACGCUGAUGAUGAGGAAAUGGCACCUCCAGACAAGUACGAUGACGCAAAUGAAGAGGAAGAAUCUAAAAGUGAUGCUGAAAUGGAAGAAGAAGAUGAUCCUAGUCCGCUUAAACGUAAACGUGUCGAGGAAGUCAAUCAACAAACUCGAGAACGACGAAUUAUUGCUAGAGCACUCAAAGACGACGAUGCUGAUUCUAAUGGUGAAUCGUCUGAUGAGGAUGAUGAUGAUGGCGAGGAAUAUGAAGAACAAGCUGAAGACGAAGAAGAGGAGGUCAACGAAGAAGUGCAAACUAUAGGUGAAGCUCAGAAGGAUGCGGAACAACAACAACAAUCAGCCACUGGAGAAACCGCCGCCUUCUUCAAAGUAGCAACUACAGCUCAUAUUACAUCUAAUAAUACCAUGGCAAAACUUCCAUCGCUCGAACCCAAAGUAUAUAAAGAACUCUUGAGCAAAGUCAUAUCACGUCAUGCUCAACAAACCAAGGAGUUAGCAAAGCUUUACGAGUCUAGAUAUCCAGAGUGGUAUUUCAGUCUCUCCUCAGGGUUUAACUUAUUAUUUUAUGGGUAUGGCUCAAAGCGGGAACUCUUGACUCGAUUUGCUCAACGGUAUUGCUCUCGUCACCCUAUACUCGUAGUCAAUGGUUACUUUCCCUCCACCACUAUAAAAGAUAUUCUAGGUCAGAUUCUAGGCAGCGUAGUCAAAUAUCAAGGUCGUAUGGGUACAUAUACAGAUCAGGUCAACACCAUUGCCGAGUACUUUAAUAAUGAAGAACGAGAAUACGACCGAUUGUAUCUCCUAGUACAUAAUAUUGAUGGUCAGAAUCUACGAUCUGAGAAGGCAGUCUCUGCUCUAGCCUUGCUGGCCAGUAAUCCACACAUACACGUCAUGGCAUCGAUAGACCACAUUCAUGCGCCCAUGAUGUGGGAUAGUUUUAAAUCUCAUCAAUUCAACUGGAUGUAUCAUGAUGCCACGACAUAUGAGCACUAUGAUGCUGAAAUGUCGUUUGAGGAUUCUAUACUGAUGAAGACUGGAGAUGACCUGUCUGCUCGUGGGUUUGGAUUUGUCUUGCAAAGUGUGAAUGAGAGUACACGUCGACUCUUCAAGCUGCUGGCCGAGACACAGAUCCAUGCUAUGAAAGAAGACUCACGAACUCGUAAUGAAGCUGAUGAUAAAGCCUAUGACCAUGAUGUAGCAGGUCAUGAUCACGAUGAAUUCCCAACUCUUAAUAAUCACAUGGACACUACUGCUAGCAGCAGUCGACGAAAGGGUAAUGGCAAGGCUAGUACAGGUGCAGGCAGUAAAGCUGUUGCUACUUCGCCUCUGGUCAAUGGUAUUCCAUUCGAUACAUUCUGGGCCAAGUGUCGCCAGCAGUUUAUUGCUCAUAGUAUACAGACGUUUAGACAGCUAAUGACAGAACUCAAGGAUCAUAAACUGGUGCUUAGCAAGCGACGACCUGAUGGACAAGAUGCAUUGUAUAUACCACUAGAUCGAGGUUCACUUGAAGCAGUCAUUGAAGGAAUGUAG